CACAGUUGAAGACUGCACUAGGAUCAUGGGACUAUGAUUCUCUUAGUCUUAGCAUCUUGCGACUACAUAUCCACCAAACUUAGUUAUAAAUUUCAGGAGACGGGGAAAUAUGAAAGGUUUGAUCCUGCAAAAGAAUUCGACAGAAUCCAAGAUGGCUGCAUUACCGAGCUACGGUUUGGCGAAUGAUGCAAUUGACCCGAACUUCAACUUCAGAAGAGCCCUGAAGGACAUUGACGAUGACCUUACAUCAUCCGACAUUGCCUCCUUAAAGUUCCUAUGCAGAGAUUUUAUCCCUGCCUUCAAGCUUGAGAACGCCAAAGGAUCCCUGGAUGUGUUCAGACAACUUGAGAAUAAGGGGCUGCUUGGCUCCAACAACUUGAUGUUCUUAACCGAGCUGCUGUACAGGAUACAGAGAGCAGAUCUUCUAAGGAAGCUGGCCUGGCACCCAGACCAGGUGUCACGGGAGAUAGAACGUGGCAGGGCACAGUUGAAUCCAUUCAGAGUGAUGUUGUUGGAAGUGUCAGAGGAACUGACCAGUCGUGACUUUGAUGACAUGAAGUUUAUGGCUGCAGCCUACAUCUCAAGAAACAAGCUGGAAUCGGUAGAUAAUUUCCUGUCCCUGGCCAUCGCCCUGGAACAAGGCAUGAAACUGACCAGUGACAACGUCCAUGUGUUACAUGAACUCCUACAGACACAGGAGAGACCAGACCUCAAGGACAUCAUCCAGAACUAUGAGGCCAGCAUAUCAUCCAGGGGUAGGAAUUCGAAGGGCUCCCCUGAUGAUGGCUUUCCCCCACCACCGAUGGACAAGACACCCCAGCAUGGACCACCGGUUCCAGAACCAUUUCAGCCACCACAGCUGAGGCCAGACAACCAGGAAGCUAACCUAGUAGCCAUGACACAAAACAUGAUGGGGCCUGCACAACAAGGAUACCAACAGAUGAUGCAGCAGGCUGGCAGAGUGCCUGGCAGUCAGGUCCAGCAGACAGCCAGAGUGGCAGGGCAGCAGCCACCAGAACAACCACAAGAACCGCCUGCUGGGCUGGGCCCUGCACCGGCUGAUCUCCAGGCUACCAUACAGCGAGAACUGGAACUGAGGCUACAAGAGGAGAGAGCACGUCAGCGGGAAGAGAUGCCGUGUUACAGGAUGGACCGCAACCCUCGCGGUCUGGCUGUCAUCGUCAACAACCUACAGUUCUUUCACGACCCCCGUCUGCCGAACAGCCGACAGAGGCUGGAAAAUCGGGAGGGAACAAAUGUGGACAGAGAUAAUUUGAUCUUCAUCUUCAACAAACUGGGGUUUGAGGUUGAGACGCGAGAGAACAUCACACACAAUCAACUCAUUGACCUCUUCAACCAAGUACGGUACGCAGACCACUCCAACUUCGACUGCUUCGCUGCGUGCAUCCUGUCACACGGCAGUCAGGGCCAGGUGUACGGCUCUGACAGUGUUCCAGUCAGUAUCCGUGACUUGGCCGAAGAAAUCAAGUCUACCAAGUGUCCAUCCCUCGGUGGAAAACCAAAACUGUUCUUCAUCCAGGCUUGUCAGGGAAGGGACGAACAGCCUGGCAUUAGCGACAUCAGGGUUGAUGCUGGUCAAGCCCCAGGUCUUGAAGGGUUCCAAGAAACCAUCCCUAAUGAAGCCGACUUUCUGCUGAGUUACUCCACAAUUCCAGGUUACGUUUCCUACCGUAGUAAAACCCAGGGCUCGUGGUUCAUCACCAAACUUGUAGAAACGCUUGACAACAUGGGGGACAGGCACGACCUUCUGAGUAUCCUCAUCAAGGUCAAUGAAGAAGUGGGGAAGGCCAUCGCUAGGAAAGGGGGAGGGGAGUUUAAGCAAAGCCCGGCACCGGUAGCCACUUUGAGGAAAAAGAUUUUCUUUUCUUUCCUCCGUGACACCAGAAAACCACAGGUUGUUCCACGUGCCUCAACGGUAAAUACUGCUGUGUAAGUGAAAACUGGCUUAAAGCCAUACCAAUUUAAUUUGUUGGUUCUCAGACUUUUUCAGAAAAAAAAUGAAGCAGCAGGGUGAAAAAAAAUUGAAACAGG
Branchiostoma belcheri (Belcher's lancelet) is the source of this 2052-nucleotide messenger RNA. RefSeq names its product caspase-8-like. Gene Ontology annotation, molecular function: protein binding; cysteine-type endopeptidase activity. The coding region runs from base 110 to 1954 and encodes 614 amino acids. Lineage: Eukaryota; Metazoa; Chordata; Leptocardii; Amphioxiformes; Branchiostomatidae. Gene Ontology annotation, biological process: proteolysis; regulation of apoptotic process. The record is from RefSeq and is a predicted model, not a curated record. The transcript is spliced from 7 exons.